Molecule: messenger RNA, 1972 nt
Organism: Zea mays
Lineage: Eukaryota; Viridiplantae; Streptophyta; Magnoliopsida; Poales; Poaceae
Product: Beta-glucosidase 40
Exons: 13
Coding region: 117-1688 (523 amino acids)
Biological process (GO): carbohydrate metabolic process
Molecular function (GO): beta-glucosidase activity
Source: RefSeq, marked validated
GGCCGCUCUCCAGUGGGCAGGCAGUUGGCCUCCUUUCCUCGCCGCGCUUUGGAGCCCACCUCGGUCUCGGUGCAGUGUCUCGCUCGCGCGUGCCGGCGUGCGUGCCCUGGUGGCCCAUGGGGAGGAGGAUAAUGAAGAGUGGGCGACGCACGACGAUGCAGCCGCGGCCGGCGCUUCUUCUCCUCGUCCUCGUCCUCGGCGUGUCGCUGCGUGGAUGCAUUGCGCAGGGCGGGGGCGGAGGAGGAGGGCUCACGCGGGGGAGCUUCCCCAAGGGCUUCGUCUUCGGCACCGCCGCCGCCGCUUACCAGUACGAGGGAGCCGUGAAGACGGAUGGCAGAGGGCAAACGAUCUGGGACACGUUUGCACACACUUUUGGCAAGAUUUCAGACUUCAGCAACGCGGAUGUUGCAGUUGACCAGUACCACCGUUUCGAGGAGGACGUGCAGCUCAUGGCGGACAUGGGAAUGGAUGCGUAUCGCUUCUCUAUUGCCUGGUCAAGAAUUUUGCCAAAUGGUACGGGCCAAGUCAAUCAGGCCGGCAUCGACCACUACAACAAAGUGAUCAAUGCACUACUAUCAAAAGGAAUUCAGCCAUAUGUAACCCUGUACCACUGGGACCUCCCCCAGGCCCUGGAAGACAGGUACAACGGAUGGCUGGACAGGCAGAUAGUUAAUGACUUUGCGGCUUAUGCUGAGACAUGCUUCAAGGCGUUCGGAGACCGUGUUAAGCACUGGAUCACGCUCAACGAGCCGCACACGGUUGCAGUCCAAGGCUACGAUGCUGGGCUUCAUGCGCCAGGGCGUUGCUCGGUGCUGCUCCAUCUAUACUGCAGGACAGGGAACUCUGGCACUGAGCCCUACAUCGUUGCUCACAACUUCAUCCUAGCUCAUGCCACCGUUUCAGACAUGUACAGGAGGAAAUACAAGGCAGCUCAGAAUGGUGAGCUUGGGAUCGCAUUUGACGUCAUCUGGUACGAACCAAUGACAAACAGCACGAUCGACAUUGAAGCUACCAAGAGGGCGCAGGAGUUUCAGCUAGGAUGGUUCGCGGACCCGUUCUUCUUCGGAGACUACCCGGCGACGAUGCGGGCUCGGGUUGGAGAGAGGCUGCCCAAGUUCACCGCAGACGAGGCUGCCCUUGUCAAGGGGGCCCUGGACUUCAUGGGCAUAAACCACUACACCACUUUCUACACGAGGCAUAACGACACCAACAUCAUCGGACGGCUGCUGAACGACACCUUGGCGGACACCGGAACCAUCAGCCUGCCCUUCGACAAGAACGGGAAGCCCAUUGGAGAUCGGGCUAAUUCGAUAUGGCUGUACAUCGUACCCAGCGGGAUCAGGAAGCUGAUGAACUAUGUCAAGGAGCGGUACAAUAGCCCAACGGUUUACAUCACUGAAAAUGGGAUGGACGACGGCAACAGCCCUUUCACCUCCCUCCAGAACGCCCUCAAGGACAGCAAGAGGAUCAAGUACCACAACGGCUACCUCAACAACGUUGCUGCCUCCAUAAAGGAGGACGGGUGUGACGUGCGUGGGUACUUCGCGUGGUCGUUGCUGGACAACUGGGAAUGGGCCGCCGGGUACACCUCCAGAUUCGGGCUCUACUUCGUGGACUACAAGGAUAACCUCAAGAGGCACCCCAAGAACUCGGUCCAGUGGUUCAAGACCCUGCUGAGCUCCAGCUGAAGGCGUCACACGGGCUGUGAUUGGACUGACCAUUUACCCGACACCAUACCCUUAUCCUGUUGUGUCAAGCACUCAAGCUCCAAUCAAUGUAAAAUAAUGUUACCCCUCUCUCUCUCUCUCUGGUAGAAAAACAUGUCGUGUAGGGCUACAUUUAGUUACACAUUAAAAGGGCAUAUCAGUAACUUCAAACUUAGUUCGUUUGAAAGCAUAAGUUACACGUGUGGAUUUGUAUUGAAAUACACUUUGUAAAAAAAAGUCAUGUUUGUAAAUAAAUUAAAUAAUAU